Molecule: messenger RNA, 1440 nt
Organism: Psylliodes chrysocephalus
Lineage: Eukaryota; Metazoa; Arthropoda; Insecta; Coleoptera; Chrysomelidae
Source: the annotation of a GenBank genome assembly
AUGACCCGCGACGGGGACAUCCCGACCAUCUUCAAUCCCAGAGGUCGAAACAGAACACCGAGCGUCGUCGUCACAGAAGAAGGCGUGGCCAACGGUCCAUUCGCUCAUACCGAUUCAGUAAGCAGCCAACAGGAAUCGCAGGCGGCCGGGGAACUACUGUCACCGGUGCCACCAUGCGGCGUUACGGGAAAAUUGAAAUCCUGUUCGACAUCGUUUUGCUCAAAGUCGGCCAGGAAGAUAUAUUUCGGAAUAUGGGUAACAGUAUGCGUAACGGCGUCAUGGGUUGGAGCAACGCAUUGCAUCAAAUACCUUUACUUAAGACGGCCGAAGGACACAGAUGUCGAUGCAGAACCUGUAUUGAUCCCACAUGACACUACCGGAAUUAAUAUGACCUUAGUACAAACCAUAUACACCGCCUCGUACCAGGCUCCGUUUUUUACCACAUGGUUCGUGACCAACUGGACAAUGCUAUUUUUUCCCCUCUAUUUUCUCUGUCGUCUAAGUAACAGAAGAUGCGAGUCAAUAUCGGACAUCCUCUCCGAGAGCAUUAGGGACUUCAGGGAUAAAGGAUUUACUGCAGUGAGAUUCAUGACAAGAUGCAGCCUCUUCUGUAUCCUGUGGGUGGGAACGAAUUACAUGUACAUUAUGUCCUUAAGGAUUCUCCUUGCGACUGACGUCAUGGCUCUUUUCGCUACUAAUGUUUCUUUCGUAUACUUACUCUCUUGGGUCAUUCUACAUGAGCAGUUUGUCGGUAUAAGAAUAAUGGCUGUGAUAAUUUGCGACACUGGCGUAGCGUUGCUAGCUUACAUGGAUGGAAUAACAGGAAGCCCAACACUUGGGGGAGUCGUUCUUGCCACAUCUGCAGCAGCUGGAUCAGCUGUAUACAAAGUGUUGUUCAAGAAGGUGAUAGGAGACGCGACCUACGGCCAGGUGGCGCUGUUCUUCUCGCUCAUCGGCAUGCUGAACGCUGCUUUCCUCUGGCCACUAUGCCUGGGGUUAUUUCUGAUGGGGAUCGAAACCCUCCAUUGGGACAUGUUACCGUGGCCAGCGUUGUUAACGUCAAGUGUUCUUUCUCUAGUUGCCAACUUAUUGGGUAAUUUUAGUAUAGCUCUAACCUACGACUUAUUUAUAACUUUAGGACUUAUAACAGCCGUCCCUGUGUCUGCAGCCCUAGAUGUUGUACUGUAUGGUGCAAGCUUCGAAGGAAUGAAAUUAGCAGGAAUGAUUUUGAUAGGAGUAGGAUUUUUCCUUGUCAUGUUUCCUGACAAUUGGCCUGAUUAUAUUACAAGGCUCUUGAGAAAUAUCAUAAUGUUGAGCCACAGUGCGAGAUGGAGCAGGAGAAGCCGGCACGGAUCCAAUGGUCCGCGUAACCACGUUGUUGACUACAGAACUGGCUACAUACGAUCGCAUUUGCGUUCACCGUCCGGGAGAGUACGGUGA